AUGGCCUCUAAAGUAACCCCUUUAGUAGCAAGCUUGAAAAAUAUUGAAGGUCAUGGUAUUGAAGGGUGCAAUGGCAUUGUAAGCGUUGAGAGUAGCAAUGCUCCUGCUGACUUUGUUGUGGAACAAAGAAAUGUGGUAAUUCGGGACAAUGAAACUGAAACUGGUGGGAAUGAUUUUAAUUGGAGUGAUUGGGUUGAGGAAGUGAAUUUUGAAAGUGGUGAAAACAUAGUUGUUGAUUUCAAUGAACCUAGCAACGAAGAGGAACCGCAGUCUGCUCCGAUUCUGCAUCCUCAUGAGGACAGCAAUGUCGAACCGUCCACUGUGCAGUGUAGACAGGAUUCGCGCAGCAUUUAUACAGCAGCUGAUAUCAAGAAAGAUGUGAAACAAAAUUUCGGUGUGAGCAUAAGCUACUCUACAGCGUGGAGAAGCCGAGAGUUAGCUUUCAAAAGAAUUAGAGGGUCUGCAGAAGAGUCGUAUUCCCUUCUCCCUUCCUAUUGUUAUGAAUUGGAGCGUACAAAUCCAGGAACUUUGACAUACAUAGAGACUGAUGCAGCUGAUCACUUCUUAUAUUUUUUUAUGGCAAUUGGUGCAUGCAUACGAGGAUUUAAGUCGUCAAUGUGGCCUGUGAUUGCUGUUGAUGCUACUCAUUUGAAGUGCAAGUAUAAAGGUGUUUUGUUUGUUGCGACCGCAUUUGAUGGAAAUCGGAACAUAUAUCCUGUUGCCUUUGGGAUUGGAGAUUUGGAGACGGAUGCAGCUUGGGAGUGGUUUUUGAGAAAACUACAUUGUGCAAUUGGUGAUUGCUCGAAUCUCGUUGUCAUAUCAGAUCGCAAUGUUAGCAUACAGAAUGGGUUGCGUAGAGUUUUUCCUGGGGCAAGCCAUGGUAUUUGCUUUUAUCACUUGAAAGGCAAUAUCAAAGCCUCAUUUAAGUUGAAGCAGCGGGAUCCGAUAUUGGGGUAUUUUGUAAGGGCAGCUAAGUCUUAUCGUCUAGCGGAGUUCAAUCGUCACUUUUCCAGGAUAAACAAUGACCGAGUGCGAACUUAUUUACUACGUGCAGGCGUCCAGAAGUGGUCUCGGGCCCAUUGUGAUGGACGACGAUAUAAUGUGAUGACAACGAAUAUUGUGGAGUCCAUUAAUUCAGUUCUUUGGUUUGCAAGGAUGUUUCCGGUGCUACACUUGAUUGACGAAAUUACAAAUCUACUUGUCUGUUGGUUUAGGCAACGUCGAGAGUUAGCAAUGAAAUCUCAUUCUACGUUGUGCCCUGAUUUAGGGGAAAUUAAGUUAAGGAAGAGGUUAGACGCUGCGUCAAGGAUGAAUGUGGUCAAAAUCAAUGACGUCGAGUAUAAUGUUCUGGAUGGUGAUUUGAACGGUCUGGUGCACUUGCAAAACCGUAGUUGUACAUGCAGGAAGUUUGACUUGGAGCAACUCCCGUGCAAGCACGCUAUUGCGGUAUGUCGGCACUUGAAAUUGAACCCCUACUCCUUUGCCUCUUCUUAUUAUACACGAGCUACAUGGGCAGCUGCAUAUGCUGAAUCUAUUUAUCCUGUACCACCUGAAGGCACAUGGGUUAUUCCCCAAAAUUUGAAGAAGGUCAAAAUCCUCCCUCCUCUUUGUAAG
Prunus mume (Japanese apricot) is the source of this 1614-nucleotide messenger RNA. NCBI's taxonomy places the organism in Eukaryota, Viridiplantae, Streptophyta, Magnoliopsida, Rosales, Rosaceae. The record is from RefSeq and is a predicted model, not a curated record.